Molecule: messenger RNA, 1583 nt
Organism: Agrilus planipennis (emerald ash borer)
Lineage: Eukaryota; Metazoa; Arthropoda; Insecta; Coleoptera; Buprestidae
Product: methyltransferase-like protein 17, mitochondrial
Exons: 9
Coding region: 151-1503 (450 amino acids)
Biological process (GO): translation
Cellular component (GO): mitochondrial small ribosomal subunit
Molecular function (GO): structural constituent of ribosome; methyltransferase activity
Source: RefSeq, a predicted model, not a curated record
UUAUUUACUAAUUUAUGAUUAUGUAUGCAUAUACAUAAUUGUAAAUUACAAAACUUUAUUUGAAAAAGAAUAGAAACUUAUGUUUAAGAGAUUGUUUUGUAUUUGAUUAACAUUAAGAUACUUAAUUUAUUAUAACCUCAAAAUGAUUUCAUGAUGAACAUACAAAGGAGCUUAAUAACAAUAAAAAAAGUCUUACGAAAGUAUUCCACUCAAAUUAAGGAAAAGCCUGUAGUAAUAUUAGAUGAAUCUGUAAGACAAGAACUUGAAGCAGAGGCUUACAAACCUAGGUACCAUCCAGGAGUUAUAAAAGCCAAGAAUAUUCGAUUACCAGACUCGUUUAUAGAAGCUGCAGUUAACACUGUAGAAGACCAUUCCAUAAAGAAGCUGAUAGAGGAUAGUAAAAAAUUAGUACACCACUUACAAUUCAGACUGCCUCCUGUAGAACGCGAUGAACUCAGGAAUAAGACAGAGCACUUUCAAAGGAGAGUGCUUCGCCAAUCUAAACAGCCUGAAAUAGUUUCUGAAGAAGAUUUGAAAAAGUAUAAGCAAAGUCUUACUGAUAAAGUUAUUUUUUUACUCAAAAAAGCAGUCUAUCAUUGGACUCCUACAGACUACAAUGAAUAUAAUGCCCUUCUCUAUUUAUUUGGAAGGGCUGCUCCAGAAUAUGCAGUAUUGGUCAAAAUAUUUUCAGAAAUUAAGACUCGAGAUCCAUCCUUUAAACCUAGAAGUUUUUUUGAUUUUGGAUCAGGAAUUGGUACAGGCACUUGGGCAGUAAAUCAUUUUUAUAAGGGAAGUAUUUUUGAAUAUUUUAAUGUGGAUUCAUCAGUCCAUAUGAAUGAUUUAGCUCAAAUUUUAUUGCAAGGUGGCAGAGGAACUAAACAUUUACAACUUAAGGGAGUCUUUUACAGACAAUUUUUACCAGCUGCUUCAGUCUCAUAUGAUUUGGUUUUAUCAGCAUAUACGUUAUUGGAGUUGCCAUCCUUGGAAGCUCGAUUAGAAACGUUGCAAAAUCUGUGGAGAAAAACAGCAUGUUAUUUAGUUUUAGUUGAAUAUGGAACCAAUGCCGGCUUUAAGAUGAUUAAUGAAGCUCGCGAUUUUAUUUUACAAAUGGAAGGUGAAAACAAGGGUCAUGUUUUUAGCCCUUGUCCCCAUGACAAAGUUUGCCCCAGAUUUGUACAUGAUAAUACACCCUGUAAUUUUUGGGUUUCUUAUCAGCCUUUACCUUUUACCAGACCAAUAGAACAGAAAACAGAAACUUAUUGUUUUGUGAUAUUAAAGAAAGGAAAGCGCAGCAGCGAAGCACCAAGCUGGCCUCGUGUGGUCAGAGAAGUCUUAGUGAGGUCAAAACACUCAAUUUGUAGGCUGUGUACCAAAGAAGGGAAUUUACAGGAAAUAAUUUUUACAGCAAACAAACAUGGAAAAACCACAUAUCAUUGUGCAAGAUCUAGUAAAUGGGGUGAUCUGUUACCAAUUUCAAUACAAAACCCUGAAAAUAAGGAUUAGUUCUUAAGAUUUUUAAAAAAGAGAAGCUUCAGACAUGUGCCUAUUUUUUUUUUAUAUAAUGUUAAAUAUACGUUUUUCUC